AUGAACGACAAGUACGUCAUGUAUGUCUGCUGGUUUGUCUGGACGAUGGCGUUUUCCAUCUCGCCGAACAUUUUCGUUCAUUCCGCCGACGAACCAAGCGAAUACGAGUACACAGAUCUAUGUUUUCGGGACGACCCAAAAAUAGACGUUUGCAUCCGCAAAAGAAUUAACGACGUGGUCGAGCAAUUCCAUAAAGGUAAUGACGAAUUUGGCAUGCGAGAAUUUGACCCAUUGCACUUGGACACUCCGUUACAUUUUGAACACACGGCCCGACUGAUUGGUGGAAAAAUCUCUGUUAAGAACAUGAUGACUGAAGGUUUGACAACAAUUAAAUUGGUAUCGCUCAGAUCAAAACUUCAAAACCCUAAUCAGAUGGAAGUGGGAUUCACCUCGAACUUCAAAAACUUAUUAAGCUCCGGUCAAUAUCAGUUCAAAGGAUAUCUGGGACGUAUGCCCAUAAACGCCAACGGUCGAUACAACAUAACAUUCAAGAACGUUGAGACGAGCUACGUGUUGAAGGCUAAGCUCAAAGAAAUGGAAAACAGCACGUACGUGCAACUUGAAAGUUUUCGCUCGUAUCCACCGAAAUUCGGCGAAACGAAAAUCUUUGCCAGUGAUUUGGUGCCUGGAAACGCGGUGUUGAACAGAGUGGCGUUGAGGUUCCUAAAUCAGUACGCAAUACAAAUAACCGACGAACUUUAUCCGGCCGUAGGACCCGUACUCGACAACAUUCAAAUGGACAUGUGCAACAAGAUGUUGAUAAUGUAUCCCUUCGACGUUUUGCUUCCUCCCACCAGAACGCAUUGAUCAAUCAAUGCUGUGAAUUUGUAGGAAUAUAAAUUUUUUUCCCUAGAGAAAGGCAUAAUAUAUA
Messenger RNA from Myzus persicae (green peach aphid), 871 nucleotides. RefSeq lists its product as uncharacterized. The record is from RefSeq and is a predicted model, not a curated record. The transcript has 6 exons. Bases 1 to 807 code for a protein of 268 amino acids. NCBI's taxonomy places the organism in Eukaryota, Metazoa, Arthropoda, Insecta, Hemiptera, Aphididae.